Molecule: messenger RNA, 3505 nt
Organism: Limulus polyphemus (Atlantic horseshoe crab)
Lineage: Eukaryota; Metazoa; Arthropoda; Merostomata; Xiphosura; Limulidae
Product: tripartite motif-containing protein 2-like
Exons: 5
Coding region: 403-2850 (815 amino acids)
Biological process (GO): negative regulation of translation; proteasome-mediated ubiquitin-dependent protein catabolic process; protein polyubiquitination
Molecular function (GO): zinc ion binding; translation repressor activity; protein binding
Source: RefSeq, a predicted model, not a curated record
CUCGACAGUACGAAAAUUCCUUGACCGUAAGUCUGUAUUACCAAGACAAAUCGCAUCAGCCUAGACGAAAAUGCUAGUCUGUCUACCCACCCUGGGUGGUGAUUACCUAUGUCGACAAAGUGUAAAGCUGAGACUCUAGCUAGACGACAUUCCCCACCUGUUGGCGGAUCGUUUGAGUAAGCAACAGACUAAACGAGGUUCGGCAGGCUCCGAAACAUUCGGCUUGAACAGCACUAAAGUGGAAAGUUAACUGCUGCCCUGGAACGGUCAAAUCCUUGAAGAUAUGUAGUUUUAUAAUAACUCUCACUCUUCACCUGUGUCGUGCUGGUCUUAUGUAAGUAAUAGGAACUGUAAUUUCGUCUACGUUUUGCUGUCUCCGAAAUCCCUAUCUUACCAUUCAUCAUGAUGUUAUCAAUGUAUUUUCGCCAGUAUCACGAGAGUUUCAGUCCCUUGUACGAGGAACCCCUUUUAGAAACCGAAUCCUGGUCAAAUAUGUCUUCAGGAGAGGACACCGAAUCGCUUAAAAUGGUGCGUCAGAUUGAUUCUCAGUUCUUGAAGUGUGGAAUUUGCCUUAACAAGUACACAAAUCCGAAGGUUCUCCCCUGCCUACAUACCUUUUGCGAGGCGUGUCUUUUAAAUUACAUUCCAGCAGAAAGCCUAACACUAACUUGUCCUGUCUGUCGACAACAGUCUAUACUUCCAGAACAAGGAAUACGUGGACUCCAGAAUAAUUUUUUCAUCUUGAAAAUGAUGGAAAUCUUAGACAAGCCCACAGCCUGUCACGGCUGUAACUGCAGAGUUCCGGGAACAUUUAAGUGUAUUAUUUGUAACCAGUUUCUGUGUGAUUCAUGCACCAGGUUGCAUCAAAAAGAAAUGUCUACCAGUGGACAUCAAGUUCUUUCUUUGAGUGAAAUAGUUCUGUUUAAGGAAGAGGGAAAAUCUAAGGAUCACUUUUCCUUAAUGUGUCCAAAACACCAGAGCCAAACUCUGAAAUUUUAUUGCAUCGAAUGUGAAACACCUAUUUGCGUAACGUGCACAGACAUUGAACACGGUGGACAUUCUACUACACGCAUGCAAGAGGCUGUAGAAGACCAGAAAGCAACCUUAAAAAACCUUGUGGAAAAAGCUUACUCUCAGGUCCCAGACUUCAGAGAAUCUUUGGAUUCUAUCACUGCCCUAUCGUAUGCUCUUUCUAACAAACAAUCUAAGAUAUCUAAAGACAUUUGUUUUACCUUAGAUUCUGUCACGGAACUUGUCCAGUUGAAAAAGGCCUUCUUGUUGAAAGAGCUCGAUGAAUGCCACAGACGAAAACAACAAGUUUUGCAGGAACAGAAGGAAUACUUGGAAUUGUGUUUAAAAGACCUCACAAAUAGCUGUGAGUUUAUUGAAAAUACUUUAAAUUACGGUAGUGACACUGAAAUUUUUCUUGUUAACAAACAGAUGGCUGAAAAGAUUUCUGAAUUCUCAGAAAUGUCUGUCCAAAAUAUGCCAGAAGAAAAUGACUACAUUGUCUUUAAAGGAGCUGACCUGGGAGUCAUUAAGAAAACGUUAAACACUUUGGGGAGCAUACAGACCAAUAGUGCCGUGGCAUAUGAAACUACAGCUUCGGGAGAAGGGUUAAAACAAUGUGUUGUUGGCAAACAAACUCUUGUCAAUGUUGUCCCUAAAGAUAGGUUUGGAGAGAUUGUAAAAGACGGGAAUAUGCUGUUUGAGACAGAUAUUAGCUCUUCGGAACUUUCUGUAACUUUGAUUCCAGACAUACUCGAUCAGAAGAAUGGUAGUUAUGAUAUUGUAUACAGUAUAUCUAAGGAGGGAGUAUACAAACUUACAAUUAAAUUGUUUGGAAAACACAUUAAAGGUAGCCCUUUUGAAGUGAAAGCAUUUGUCGAAGAAGAAAGUUCAUCUAGUGACCGGCCUACGAGUUCCAAGAUACCCAGAACCACUGGUGUCAGACAGCGUAACUCCAGACGUUCAUCCACUAAUAUAUCCAGUGAAUCCCAGCGCAAAAAUAAUCUUUUUGACGAUGAUUUAGUAAUGAGAGUGGGUAAUAGAGGGCGUGGUAAAGGAGAAUUCACUAACCCUCAGGGCGUUUGUUGUACACCAGACAACCGAAUUGUGAUUGCAGAUAGUAACAACCAGUGCAUCCAAGUUUUCACCAAGGCAGGUGACUGUAAGCUGCGUUUCGGGGUCAGAGGUCGAAGUCCCGGCCAAAUUCAAAGACCAACAGGUGUUGCAGUCACAGCUAACGGCAAUUACGUCAUAGCAGAUUAUGAAAAUAAACUUCUAAGUAUAUUUGAUCCUAGCGGGAAAUAUGUAAGCCGUAUGGGUGUAGGUAAACUUUUAGGCCCAAAGGGAGUAGCUGUCGAUAAAAAUGGCCACAUCAUUGUUGUAGACAACAAAGCAAGUUGUUUAUUGAUAUUUCAGGAAAACGGAAAACUGUUAAAUAAAUUUGGCACUAGGGGGAGCGGUCCAAAUAAGUUUGCUGGACCACACUAUGCAGCUAUAAACAGUAAAAAUCACAUCAUUGUAUCAGACUUUCACAAUCACUGCAUCAAAAUAUUUGACUCUGAUGGUGAAUUUGUCUCCAUGUUUGGGUCCAAUGGGGAAGGAAACGGACAGUUCAAUGCCCCAACAGGUGUCUGUGUCGACAGACAAGACAACAUCUUGGUAGCUGACUGGGGAAACAAUCGAAUUCAGAUUUUUGACAGUAGUGGGUCGUUUUUGUCUUUUGUCAAUACUUAUGGAGAUCCCUUAUACGGUCCGCAAGGGUUAGCUGUGACGUCAGAUGGUUGCGUGGUGGUGUCAGAUUCCGGAAAUCAUUCUUUCAAGGUCUACAAGUACUUACAGUAAAUCAAGUUUAGCUUAAAGGACUGUCCACCUAUACUUAAAAUGUUUCCACUUUCCUCAUUGAGAAGCCAUCAUUCGCAGAAGAAGAAAAAACCCUCCCUCUGCAUUCAAGACUACACACAGCUUCAUUAUUUACUGAAAUAAAUUUGUUCUUAAUAUAUAUAUAGUAAUUUUGAAACUUUCUUGGAUGUCGUUUUGUUUGGACUUGUGUUCAAUCCUUUCCUUAGAGUAUAACGAACAACUAGUGUCAUCUUAUGGUGAACAAGCUAAUUUGUGGAUCAGUUAAACUUGCAGAUAGUUAAAUCAACUUCCAGCCUACGUAAAGCCAACUAGAAAUUUGUGAUAACAACAUAUUGACGUUCAACGAAUUUUCCGUGAACAAUAGAUAAAUCUAGUAGACUUAGGGACAGAUUAUAAUUUCAUAAUUGUUAAAUUACUAUGAACCAUCAAACUUUAUGCCAUCAGCAAACAUCAAGUUCAACUGUCAUGAUUAGCUUUAUUACAUGCGUUAAGCAAACCUAAACUCAAAUUUAGUUAAACAGUUGAAUAUUACUGUAGUAUGCUUUAAACAGAUGACUUUUAUUAUUAGUCUCUUCUUUUUUUUACCUGAAACGCCUGUAAAUUUUGUGAAUAAACGUGCAGCUGUUUAUGGUUAAUA